GGCGGGCAACCCGGCCGCCUCCGUCGUCCCCGCCCUCCGCGCACCGUGCGCGGCAGCCGAGGCGAUUCUCGGCACAAGCGUUUUCCGAUCCUCACAGACCGCAAACCCGCUCCGUGGAAGAAAAUGAUGAGCAGAAAAGGAGGAGGUGGGGCUGGGGUGUCGCGGAGCCGCACGACCGGCCGCAGGGAGUGUCGGGGGAGGGCCCGGGUUUGGGGCGCCCGCCCGCGGUGACGCGCGCCCCCCGCCCGCCGCAGCGCCACUGCAAUGGCCGAGCGGGACCGUCGGACGCCGCCGCCCGCCCGCGGAGAGCCUUGGUGAAUGAGAACAUGUAGCAGAGUGGCAGUGAGGCGGCAUCUGCCACAGCUUGGCGUGGACAGCCCAGCCCACACAGGCGGCCCACCCCCGGUGCCCCUCGGGCCACCCUCACCAUGUCCAAGAAGGGCGUGGGCAGCCGGAGCAAGGGGGACAGGGCCGAGGCCCUCGCCGCACUGCAGGCCGCCAACGAGGAGCUGCGGGCCAAGCUCACCGACAUCCAGAUCGAGCUGCAGCAGGAGAAGAGCAAGGUCAGCCGGGUGGAGCGCGAGAAGAACCAGGAGCUGAGGCAGGCGCGCGAGCACGAGCAGCACAAGAGCGCGGUGCUGCUCACGGAGCUCAAGAGCAAGCUGCACGAGGAGAAGAUGAAGGAGCUGCAGGCCGUGCGCGAGACGCUGCUGCGGCAGCACGAGGCCGAGCUGCUGCGCGUCAUCAAGAUCAAGGACAACGAGAACCAGCGGCUGCAGGCGCUGCUGCACGCCCUGCACGACAGCGGCCCCGACAAGGCCAAGGCCACGCUGCUGUCCGAGGCCAAGGAGGAGGCCCGGAAGGGGUUCGAGGUGGAGAAGGUGAAGAUGCAGCAGGAGAUCUCGGAGCUCAAGGGCGCCAAGCGGCAGGUGGAGGAGGCACUGACCGUGGUCAUGCAGGCCGACAAGAUCAAGGCCGCGGAGAUCCGCAGCGUGUACCACCUGCACCAGGAGGAGAUCUCCCGCAUCAAGAAGGAGUGUGAGCGGGAGAUCCGCAGGCUGAUGGAGGAGAUAAAGUUUAAGGACAGAGCAGUCUUCGUGCUGGAGAGAGAGUUAGGGGUCCAAGCCGGGCUCGCUCAGAGGCUGCAGCUCCAAAAGGAGGCCCUAGAUGAGCAGCUGUCCCAGGUCAGAGAGGCUGAUCGGCACCCGGGCAGCCCCAGACGGGAACUUCCUUAUGCAAGCGGUGCAGGAGAUGCUUCAGACCACUCGGGAAGCCCUGAGCAGCAGUUGGAUGAGAAGGAUGCUCGGCGCUUCCAACUUAAAAUCGCGGAGCUGAGCGCCAUCAUUCGGAAGCUGGAGGACCGGAACGCCUUGCUGUCGGAGGAGAGGAACGAACUGCUCAAGCGUCUCCGAGAAGCUGAAAGUCAGUACAAGCCAUUGCUGGAGAAAAACAAACGUCUUACUCGGAAGAAUGAGAGUCUGUCCCACACUUUGCGUCGCGCGGAAAACAAGUUGAAAUUCCUAACCCAGGAGAACAUAGAAAUGAGACAAAGAGCCGGGAUCAUAAGGAGACCCAGCUCCUUAAACGACCUGGACCAGAGCCAGGAGGAAAGAGAAGUCGACUUCCUGAAGCUCCAGAUUGUGGAGCAGCAGAACCUCAUAGACGAGCUGUCCAAGACCCUGGAAACGGCCGGCUACGUGAAGAGCGUGUUAGAACGGGACAAGCUGCUGAGGUUCCGGAAGCAGAGGAAGAAGAUGGCCAAGCUCCCCAAGCCGGUUGUGGUGGAGACCUUCUUCGGCUACGAUGAAGAGGCUUCUCUGGAAUCCGACGGCUCUUCCAUAUCCUACCAGACUGACAGGACGGACCAGACCCCGUGCACCCCCGACGACGAUCUGGAGGAGGGCGUGGCCAAGGAGGAGACGGAGCUGCGGUUCCGGCAGCUGACCAUGGAGUACCAGGCCCUGCAGCGUGCGUACGCCCUCCUGCAGGAGCAGGUCGGAGGGACGCUGGACGCCGAGCGAGAAGUUAAGACCCGUGAGCAGCUGCAAGCUGAUGUGCAGAGGGCGCAGGCGCGGAUCGAGGACCUGGAGAGGGCGCUGGCAGAGCAGGGGCAGGACAUGAAGUGGAUCGAAGAGAAGCAAGCCCUGUAUCGGAGGAACCAAGAGCUUAUCGAAAAGAUUAAACAGAUGGAGGCGCAAGAGGCUCGGCUGAAACUUGAGGUCCAGGAUGCGAAAGACCAGAACGAGCUGCUGGAGUUCCGGAUCCUGGAGCUGGAGGAGCGGGAGAGGAACUCGCCUGCCAUCAACUUCCACCACACCCCCUUCGCAGACGGCAAGAGCCCCCUGCAAGCGUACUGCGAGGCGGAAGGCGUGACGGACAUCCUGGUCACAGAGCUGAUGAAGAAGCUGGACAUCUUGGGGGACAACGCCGUAAGUAAUCUGACCAAUGAAGAGCAAGUGGUCGUCAUACAAGCCAGGACAGUCUUGACCUUGGCUGAAAAGUGGCUCCAGCAGAUUGAAGAGACCGAGGCAGCCCUGCAGCGGAAGAUGACCGACCUGGAGAGCGAGAAGGAGCUGUUCAGUAAGCAGAAGGGCUACCUGGACGAGGAGCUGGACUUCCGCAAGCAGGCGCUGGACCAGGCCCACAAGCAUAUCCUGGAGCUGGAGGCCAUGCUGUUCGACGCGCUGCAGCAGGAGGCAGGGGCCAAGGUGGCUGAGCUGCUGUCGGAGGAGGAGCAGGAGAAGCUCAGGGUGGCCGUGGAGCAGUGGAAGCGCCAGGUCAUGAGCGAGCUGCGGGAACGGGACGCCCAGAUCCUGCGGGAGCGCAUGGAGCUGCUGCAGCUGGCACAGCAGAGAAUUAAAGAGUUAGAAGAAAGAAUAGAAGCCCAGAAGAGACAAAUAAAGGAACUGGAGGAAAAGCUUUCAUUCUCUGGUCUUAGCUCGCCCGGGUGCCCUGACGUGCCCCCAGCGGAGCCGGACCCUGUGCCUCCAGCCGGACCAGAGAGCAGCGGCAGCCCAGGUGGCCAGACGAGACAGCCCGUGUCAUCCCUGAAGAUACAGGAGGGUCCGGCCUCUGCGGACCCCUCCUGUCGGGGGAGAGGCAGGGGUUGGGCUUGAGCGGCUGGCUGUCACCUCGAUGGGCCGGAGGGCUCCUUUCCCGACUGGGCUCCUCUGGAAGAGGCCUGGUCUUGGCUGUUGGACGCCAGGCUCCUUGGGGCGCAGCCCCCCAAUCCCGCCCCCGAGCCUGCACGUCCACCCUGCCUGGUUCCCCACGUGGCUGUCGCACACCCAGUCUUGGAAGAAGAUCCUCAGAAAAAUGUCGGUGCCCCAUAAAAUGACAGGAUGGAGGCCAUGGCCGUCAUGGUGACCUGCUUCAGGGAAAUCAGAAGGGAUCCUCAGACAUCAUGAGUAGGGUCUCCCUGGGCCACCGCAGGUGGUGAGGUGACGCUGUGACUCACUCGCUGGGGUCCCAAACACCUACUGAUGGACACGCCAGAGUGACCCCUUGUCUGUGACGCUGUCACCAUGGGCGCAGAUGGGAGCGCGGUUGCCGCCCUAUGCCUUCACCGUGGCCAGGAGCCGGGCAGAACAGAGCACGAUGACGAGGACAAGAGGCAGGAUGAGACGGGGACGGCCACCUGCAAAGCAGCCUGACCUCCGACACCCAGGAGGCACCCCAGCCGUGCAGCCCAGACCCCGCCAAGGGUCUGUCGCCCCCGCUCGAGGCCUGCGGGCUGUGGGGAGCCGAGUGUGGCCGCAGCUGCCCAGUCUGGACUCUGCCCUUCACACUCAAGGGCGGCCGUGCACCUGGGAGGGUGAGGAGAGCCGGACAGGAGGUGGUGAGCAGAGGAGACUGCACGUGGGCGAAGCCAGUCUUAGUGUGAUUUCCCUCCCGGCCAAGGGCUUGGGGCCACAGCCCAGGGCGGCUCCCGACGCUCGGAUGCGUUGCGACUGUGACAUCGGCACCUUCGUGGGCCUCACAGCGGCUGGGACGGUCUGAGGUUGUUGCUCUCGGAGCUGAAGAAAUUGCGGGGGGGAGGGGUGGCGGGCUGUGUAUAUGUGCGCACAUGGUGCACGUGCACACACGUGUCAGUGAGAAGACUGUGUGUGGGAAGGAGCUCUUUAGGACGUUUCUAGAAGCCAGCACAAGGGGCAGCUGGCCAUGCUGCCGUGUGGGGACGGAACUCCGGCACCGCGUCCCUGAGGGCUGCCGGUGCUGUCUGGAAGCGGGCAGGUCGGUCUGCAUCUGUGUCGGAACAGAGGUUCCACUCGGGUGCGCCGGUGGUGGCAGCCGGAUGGAGUCCCUUGGCUGAGGUCGGGGACGUUUGUAGGAUUAGACAGGCAUGGCCCCCUCCCCGGGCAUCGCAGGGACCCACGGGUCGGUGCCACACUCGGUGCCGGAGCUGCUGUGCUGUCGGGAGGCUGCGCUGACUCACCCACUGGGACAAGACCUGGGCGGGCACGGCAUUCCCGGCUGAGCCCGGCAUGGGGGUUGGCUUCUCACGUCACAAAUCCCCCGUGGGGUGGUGUCUCAUCCUGCCGACCGCGCCGUCCUGGCGCACUCGCUGUGCUCAGGCAGGAUGGCGGCAGCGGUCCUGCGUGGGUGAGAGGCCCCACCGAGGUACGGAUGAGCCGGUCCGAGUGUGAGGGUCGUGGGGCCCAGGUGGGCGGAUUGUGCACACCUGUGCAGGAGUGGCAGCCACGUGGGUGGCCGUGCAGGGCCUAAAGGCACGGACUCGAAACCCAAAGCCACGUCCCUGUGUCCUUGUGUCCUCACGGCUUUGCACGCCAACCCACCCAGCCCAGACACUCCUUAGUCAUAGCUUGUCACUUGGAAAGGGCGCACUGCAGGGAGCAGGAGGCGCGGAAGUACCACCCGACGCUCGUGAAGGUGUUAGGAAGUUGGGGGGGGCGGUGUGAGUGUGGGAACCAGAAAACAGCGCAGUGGCUGUUCUGGUGACUUUCCGAGCACCGACCGACCGUCUGCGCCCCUGCUGCCCCCCUGGACACACACGCCGAGGUGUGGUGUCCCUUGUCCCCUUUAGACAUCGUGGUUCUUGGUCACAUGUCAGAGGCACCUGGUCCAUCUGAUCCCCAAAUCCAGCAUUUCAGGACCGAGCUCUGGACAAAAAUGCAAAACGUGAGCAUCUGUCACUGGCACCUGCCUGUCGAGGGAGCACCUGGAGAAUUAGGGUGUUUUAAACACGAGCAUCUUUGACUCAAGGCCAGUGGGCUCUUCCAGCAGAGAGUCUGCGUGGAAAAGCUUCGCGCCGCAGUGGACCAGGAGGGGGGGCCCUGAGAGGCUGUCCCAAACGUCAUCUGCGUAACCAGGCCGCUGGCACGUCUGCAGCUGUCCUGUGUCUCACCGUGUGUGUGCCCCCCGAACAGAGACCCGUGUCCCUUGCUGACACAGAUGGGUGUGCACCCCGUGUCCACGGUCCGGGGUGCCCGCUGCUGAGAGACUGGCACUUCCGUAAAGUGCUCUGCCCACGUGGAACCCCGAGCCCUCUGCCACCCCGCGUGCCUUACACGGCCGGCGCAGGCGCACACCACCCGGCGUCGGGACGCAGGGUGCGUGGGACUGGGCUUGGGGCACUGUCCCGUCAGCCUGCGUUUGCCAGCACCCUGUCACCGGAACCUGAGAGUGGCCUCUGUGUCCCGACACAGUGACAAACUUCUCUCUAGGCUCAGGGAAUCGAGUUGUAAAACGUGUAUCAAAUCCCGUAUUUGUUUACUGUAUAUUUUUAAAAGCUUUAUUGUAAAUUAACGCAAAAAACGAAGUAGGACUUCGUCUCGCGGCUUCGUGCCGCCGGCAUCAGCGUCCCCUGGAAAACGCAGUGACGGGCUGAACAUGUGGUCCGCUCCGCGCUGAACAGCGCUCCCCGGCCCUUGGGCAGGUCUGUGCGACGGUCGGCCACAGCAUUUUACAUGUAUUUUUGUACCGCAGUUCCUAUGAUACAUAUAUAUACACACACCAGAGAAUUUUUACU
This is a messenger RNA of Artibeus jamaicensis (Jamaican fruit-eating bat), 5989 nucleotides long. It is a transcript of the gene JAKMIP3, whose product is annotated as Janus kinase and microtubule interacting protein 3. Bases 429 to 3116 code for a protein of 895 amino acids. Lineage: Eukaryota; Metazoa; Chordata; Mammalia; Chiroptera; Phyllostomidae. The record is from RefSeq and is a predicted model, not a curated record. Gene Ontology annotation, molecular function: microtubule binding; kinase binding. The transcript is spliced from 24 exons.